Molecule: messenger RNA, 537 nt
Organism: Rhinolophus ferrumequinum (greater horseshoe bat)
Lineage: Eukaryota; Metazoa; Chordata; Mammalia; Chiroptera; Rhinolophidae
Product: cytochrome c oxidase subunit 7A2, mitochondrial
Exons: 4
Coding region: 141-392 (83 amino acids)
Biological process (GO): regulation of oxidative phosphorylation; mitochondrial electron transport, cytochrome c to oxygen; mitochondrial respirasome assembly
Source: RefSeq, a predicted model, not a curated record
UAGAGCAAUCCCUCCUCCUCCCGGAAAUACUGAGAUCUCUGACGCUCGCGCAAUGCCAGAAGGUAGUUCCGGUUCCGGCGUGGCGAUUUUCGUUCUCCAGUGAUCAGUUGUCGCGGUUGGUGGGCAGUAACUGAGUCAAUAUGCUGCGGAAUCUGCUGGCUCUUCGUCAGAUUACCCAGAGGACCAUAAGUACUGCUUCACGCAGGCAGAUUGAAAAUAAAGUUCCAGAGAAACAAAAGCUGUUUCAGGAGGAUAAUGGAAUUCCAGUGCAUCUGAAGGGUGGGGUAGCUGAUGCCCUCCUGUAUAGAGCUACCAUGUUUCUUACAGUUGGCGGAACAGCAUAUGCCAUAUAUCAACUGGCUAUGGCUUCACUUCCCAAGAAGCAGGAUUGACUUCAGUUCAUCCUCCCAGCAAUUAGCUGGUUCAAUUUCAUUCAGUUCUCUGUGGACCAGUAAGAUGAUAAAUAAGAGUUCUUCUUUGGGGAUCAAUAUUUAUUGACUUGUAGUAACUGCCACCAAUAAAGCAGUCUGUACCAUG